AUGAUCUUUCAAAUAUGGGUCGUUUCUGUGUUGUGCGCUGGUGCACUCGCAGCUCCAAGACUCGCCAACUCCGCUGGAUCGGCCGAAAAAGCGGCCGACAUGAAUAUCCUGGCCGAGUACUUUCACAUGUUAGGAAAGAAGGUACAAGCUGGAAAGCAUAUGGCAAGGGCACCGGCGUGCGAUCUUCAAAACGCCGUUUUGCCAGUUUCGACAACGCAACCCCUACCGGCCGUGACUGAAGGACUGAUCUUGAAGCACGUGGCGGUAGGACGAGGAACUCAGAACUAUACCUGCGAUACCACGAACGCAACCGCGAUCCCGGAAGCAGCCGGCGCCGUGGCUACACUUUACAACACCUCCUGUCUAGCAUCUUCCUUCCCCGAUCUCCUCGCCAAGAUACCAGAGGUCUCGCUCCAAUUCAACCUCACGGAUGCCAACCAGAAGUUUCUCUCGCCAUGCAACCUCGAGAUCUCUGGCCACCACUACUUCUCUAACGGGACCACACCCGAAUUCGACUUGAACAGCGCCGGGUUGGGCCUCGGGUUCGCGCCGUGUCAGAAAGAAGCUGGCGUCCCUGCUCCUGCCGACACCACGCUGGGGCAAGGCAACGUGGGCUUCGGCACUGUCCCAUGGCUCAAACUGACUACCAGAGAUGGGGCCACUGGUGGUCUGGAGGAAGUCUACCGCGUUAACACUGCGGGGGGGAACCCACCCCCAACGUGCGCUGGCAUGCCCGCGACAUUCGAGGUUCAAUACGCCACUGAGGCAAUUAAUGGCAUGAAUGAUUCUUCCGCCUUUGAAGUUCCGAUGCGUAGCGGAUCGAGCGAGCGAGCGAACACGUCUCUCUCUCUCUCUCGCUGGCAGUUUGACCUGAUGAGGCUCUGCGCAACGCUGGAGCCGGUGCGCGGCUCGUUCGCUUGGAGUGUGCGUGCGGUAUCCGCCGUCGAGAAUAAGCUCUGGUACGGUAAUCCCGACGUUCAGAUAGAUCCUCACCCCCUUUGA
Messenger RNA from Drepanopeziza brunnea f. sp. 'multigermtubi' MB_m1, 1002 nucleotides. The record is from RefSeq and is a predicted model, not a curated record. Lineage: Eukaryota; Fungi; Ascomycota; Leotiomycetes; Helotiales; Drepanopezizaceae.